CCUCUCUCUCUCUCUCUCUUCUCUCACAUCACAAAUCCAUGUUGCGAAGGUCAAUUCUGCAGAUUGCGUCUCGUCGUGGGGUUAGAAGAAGGAUUCCGAGGCCGAUUACAAGGGAAUUCUCCGCCGCAGCCCCCAAAACUGCUUCCCACCACCCUGGCGAUGCAGCCAAUCCGCCGCCGCCGGGAAACGGCGGUUCCAGCGCCAAAAUUUUCCUCGGAAGCGCUGCCGUUGGUGCUGGGCUUGUGGCAGCUUACAAAACCGGGUAUCUAGACCCAAUUUUUGGUGCCAAAGAGAAGAGUGAUUCGGUUAAGGAUGCUGCCAUUGGUUUGGAGGAUCACAAACAUGUAGAAGAAGAAAAACAUGAUGAAGAAAGAGCUGGCAUUGCCGAGGAGAAGGUCGAAACGCGUUCGGAUGUUCCCAAUGUUGAGGGUUUGAGUGGAAGCGAUGGCGAAAACCCGCAGUCUCAAGUGGAUGAGGAUAAUAAAGCUGAGAGUGACAUCACAAGUGAGAAAGGUUUGCCUGAGCAUUCCCAAAAUAUAAAUCUUGGGUCAUCAUCUGAAGGGAAUGUAGACGUGAAGAGUGCAGGGGAAAAAACUAGUGUGGAGAUAAAUGAGGCGCCCGUAGUUUCCCAGACUAGUGCAGAUCAGCAAGAGAAGGAGGCGAAAACACCGCCACCUCAACCGGAUAUUGUACAAGACAAGGCAGAGGUUGCAUUAGGUAUUGAUGAAGAGCCAUCAGGUUCUCUCCUCAAGGCAUAUCAUCUGAAGGACGAGGUCGAUGAAGGCAUCAAAAUUACUAAUAGGGAGGAUGGUAUUGAAUACAAUAACUUUCCUAAUGAAAAAGAGGCUCUCGAUGCAAUCGAAGGGCUAAAUGAUGCGUACAUAUCUAAAGAUGGAAAGUUAGUUCUCGACUUCUUACAAACCAUUCAUACUGCUGAGAGAAGGCAAGCGGAGUUAGAUGCUCAUGUUUUUGCAGAAGAAAAGAGAAUGUUAAAGGAGAAGUAUGAAAAGAAACUAAAGGAUGCUGCGGCCAGGGAAUUGAUGCUCGCAGAAGAGGCAGCAAUGCUAGACAAGGAAUUAAAGAGAGAGAGGGCAAAAGCAGCUGCUGCACUCAAGUCACUUCAAGAAAAGCUUGAAGAGAAAUAUAAGACAGAACUUGAGCACAAGGAAAGUGAAGCUGAAAUGAAGUUAAAGAAGGUUGAGGAAUUAGCAAAAGCGGGACUGGCAGCAACAAUUGCAAGAGAGAAGGCAUCCCAAAUUGAGAAAAUGGCAGAAGCAAACCUUCAUAUAAAUGCCUUGUGUGUGGCAUUCUAUGCAAGAUCUGAAGAAGCUCGUCAGACUCACUCUGCUCACAAAUUUGCUUUGGGAGCACUUGCACUAGAUGAUGCACUUUCAAAAGGAUUGCCAAUUGAGAGAGAAAUAGAGGCUUUGCACACUUACCUUGAAGGCAUUGAUAAAGAUUCAAUUUUGGAUGUGGUCCUAUCAUCUCUUCCUGAAGAAACACGAAGGAAUGGCACAGAUACCUUAUUGCAAUUGAAUCAGAAGUUUGAUGCCUUGAAAGGGACAGUGCGGCACCUCAGCUUAAUCCCUCUUGGUGGUGGUGGCAUUUUGGCACAUUCCUUGGCACAUAUUGCAUCCUGGUUGAAGGUGAAGGAAGUGGACCACUCAGGGGACGGAAUUGAGUCCAUUAUCAACAAAGUGGAGUACUACCUAGCUGAAGGAAAGAUAGCCGAAGCAGCAGAGGCACUUGAAGAAGGAGUGAAAGGCACCCAAGCAAUGGGAGUAGUGAGUGAAUGGGUGAAGCGUGCUAGGAAUAGGGCUAUCACAGACCAAGCUCUAACGCUUCUCCAAUCAUAUGCUACUUCUAUCAGCGUUACAUAAAGUCCAUUUCUCAACUACACAUACUGAGCCUACCAUGUUAAAAUGGAGGGCCUAACGCUUUGAGAGAUACGUAAAAUGCCAUUCGAUCGAGUGUUGUACUUCUCCAUAAUUGUUUAAACAAGCGAAUAAUCCAGUUCAAUGUGUUACCAGCAGAAAGAGUGAAAAUGUCCGUUCUUUUCAUGCAGGGUCACUGCCAUGGGAAGUUUCCGGAUCGUCCCUUUGAGUGGCAUUUUGUUUCAGUUGCUACAAGUUUUGCAUAUAGUCAGUGCUUCAGGACUUUCUUGAAACAGAAGCGACCCAGGUUGUGCACAAGAUGAAUAAAUGAAAUUGUUCUCUUUUUGAGUAACUAUGCUAUUUGAACACCAUCAUGUGCUAGGGGUUCCUGUUAAGUUCGUUAUUAAUUUUUAUGUAAUAAAUUGUUUACUCUUUGGUGUC
Messenger RNA from Malus domestica (apple), 2315 nucleotides. RefSeq names its product MICOS complex subunit MIC60, mitochondrial. Gene Ontology annotation, cellular component: MICOS complex. The record is from RefSeq and is a predicted model, not a curated record. Lineage: Eukaryota; Viridiplantae; Streptophyta; Magnoliopsida; Rosales; Rosaceae. Gene Ontology annotation, biological process: cristae formation.